AUGGCAGACAGCGGAUAUGAGCCAACAAUCAAGGACGUUAUGAACUGUAUGAGAACUAUAGAUACCAGGUUAGUGGCGAUUGAGCUAAAAUUACAUGCGAUAGACUCUUUAGAGAAGAAAGUAUGUGAUUUUGACAAAGAACUCAAGAAAAUAUGGGUCGCUCUGGAGGAUAGAGUGAAGCGCAUUGACGCGCGCGUGUGUGCUCUAGAAGAAAAGGUGGAGUUAGUGGACGUUGGGGCAACGAUAGUGGCGGACAGGAUAACACAGUUGGAAAAGGAACGUAAUGAGCUCCGGGAUGACGUUGCAUAUUUGAAAUCGCAGUCUAUGCGAAACAACUUAGUUUUCACUAAUAUCCCGGAAGAUAACUCGACAGGAAGUGAGCCGCCCGAAGUCACAGAGCGGAAGCUCCGCAAUCACCUUGAAGAAAAACUCAAAAUUGCUAAAGAAACAGCUGAUGCCAUGCGUUUUGAGCGUGUGCACCGGUCACCAUCACAUCCGGUCCAUGGUAAAGUGCGAAAUAUAAUCGCAAAGUUUACGUUUUUUAAGGACAGGGAAUUAGUAAGAAAACAGUGGAAACAUCUUACAGGUACAAACUACCAAAUGCACGAACAGUUUCCACCGGAAGUGCUAGAGAAACGGCGCAAACUGGUUCCCCACAUGAAAGAUGCCAGAAAGGAGGGUAAACGUGCGUGGAUCGCAUACGAUACCCUGUACGUCGAUGGCAAGCCGGUACGUCCCUAG
Messenger RNA from Dreissena polymorpha, 741 nucleotides. RefSeq lists its product as uncharacterized. The transcript has a single exon. Lineage: Eukaryota; Metazoa; Mollusca; Bivalvia; Myida; Dreissenidae. The record is from RefSeq and is a predicted model, not a curated record. The coding region runs from base 1 to 741 and encodes 246 amino acids.